CGAUCAGCGGAGGUAAAGCAGUCUAUGAAAAGAAGGCGAAGGCGUAGGGAGUGUGUGCAUUAGUACUCUUCUUGCCCAUCAUCGAUGUGUUGUUUGUGGUCCGUAACCGUGCUAAAUUACAAUACCGUGUUUGAACUAACGGUAGAUCAGUGAAAAUGCCGCUGAGUAUAGGAGUGAAUCUUCGAGUAACAGGCCACUGCCAUCAGGGAGGCCGAAAAUACAUGGAGGAUAUGUUUAGCGUAGCAUACCAGCAAACUGCCGACGACAAAGACCUCGAGUACGCUUUUUUCGGUAUAUUUGACGGGCAUGGCGGCGGUGAGGCGGCCACGUACGCCAAGGAACACCUCAUGGACACUAUCGUCAAACAGAAGAACUUCUGGUCUGAUAAAGAUGACGAUGUUUUAAGGGCCAUACAGGAUGGAUACAACAACACCCAUCAGGCUAUGUGGCGACAGCUCGAUAAGUGGCCGAGAACCGCUUCGGGUCUUCCUAGUACUGCCGGUACAACGGCAAGUGUUGCUUUCAUCCGAAAAGGAAAAAUUUACAUAGGUCAUGUCGGAGACUCAGGAAUUAUUCUUGGGUACCAGGAUGAAGGAGAACUUUAUUGGAAGGCUAAAGCUCUCACCAAAGACCACAAACCAGAAAGUAAACGUGAGAUGACCAGAAUUCAAGCUUGUGGCGGUAAAGUGGUCAGUAAAUCUGGUGUACCUAGGGUGGUAUGGAACAGACCAAGAAUCGGACACAAGGGACCUGUUCGUAGAUCAACUCAUAUUGAUGAGAUUCCGUUUCUUGCUGUCGCUAGGUCAUUAGGUGAUCUUUGGAGCUACAACUCUGAACUUGAUAAGUUCGUUGUAUCGCCUGAGCCUGACGUAGCUGUUGUAGCAGUGGAUGUCAAAUCCCAUCGAUGUCUUAUCUUUGGAACAGAUGGGUUAUGGAACAUGCUGUCUCCACAGUUAGCUGUAUCGAUUGUCCAAAAUGCCGAAAGACACAAUGAAAAACAUCUUAUUGCUUCUCAGCAAACUGGCAAUGGGCAUACAGAUGUACAGAUGUGGAUAAAUCCAUCCAAAAGUCUGGUUGAUAGAGCCUUGGAAAGGUGGUCAUCAACAAGACUCAGAGCAGACAACACCAGUGUUGUUACUCUAAUGCUAGAUCCACCUGGACCCUCACGAACUGAGGUUUUGCUUGGUCAGAAGAGUUGCAAAGAAAAGGAACGUCCGAUAUCACCAAAAGAAAUUCCCCAACGGGUAAUACUUUCCCCAGUGCCCAGUACUUCUGAACAAGUCGAGUACGAGCCAAGUUAUUCGACAAAACCUGAAAUCAAUCCUAAUUCGUACGCUACCCAACCGCAACCACCGGUACCGAAUUUCGCAAAGACUGAUGAGAGUGAAAAUGAGUCUAAACAACCAGAUUCAUCCGAUAAUAUUGUGGAUGCUAUGGGAAAAAUUACAGAGGUAGCCAAUAUUUUACACAGAGAAAGGCUACCUGCAAUGACAAAACCUUUAGUAGAGCAGCAUAAUCCGAAUUCGAAAAGUCAACCACACACUGUUACAAAGCCUUUGGCUAAAUGUUCGCAACAACGUCAUGAAAGUCCUCAAAGAGAACUACGCAGUAGAGAGAGUAUACAAGUUGCCGAGGUAUCAUCAAGCGUUAGUUCUGAAAGUGUACCACGAACAGAAGGUUCAACAAAAUCGGAAGACGUGUCUACAACAAAAUUGGAGAAAAGUGAUCAGGCUGUCCAUUCCAAAAGGAUACCUGAUCACAAAUCAAUGGGAAGUCAAAGUAAUCCUAACUUACAAAGUCUGAACAGACAAGUGCCAAAACCCAGCAGAAUGUCUGAUCAUAAAACCAAAGAAGAAUCAAAUAAUUUGCACCAUAUGGUCAGACAAAAUGCAUUUAAUGGUUCUUGCGAGGAAUUGAAACCUGGCACAACUGUUGGUAUGAAACGAAGACAUAGCACAUUAGCACAGGCUGAUGAAAGUUGUAGUUCGGAACCUAAUCUAAAGAGGCGAACGCGUUCGGAGGAUCAGAGAAUUCUUCCGAUAGACGAAAACGACCCAGCAAAUCAGGGUAAAGAUGGUCAUCCUCGACUAUCAUGGCCAGAUAAAUGGGAAGUUACUGGAGAAGGACCUGAAAAUACAAGGACCAACCAGAGAAGAAGUCUGGAAAAGAAGGCUACACCCGUGAAAACCAUUAGGAGGCCUUCAAUAAAUGGUGGAAAUCGAAUACAGCUGAGAGGAAGUUUCACCAUUCAAAGAGAAAGAGUAAAUAUAACGAGUACGCCUGACUUACCACCGCAGAGAUGGUUACGAUCUGAUACAAUCGCAGCUACCCCUAUUAAAACUCUACGCUCAAGGAAUGUUGAUAUCAUGGGUCAUACGGUACCGCCUCAGAUGGCCAGUCAAUACGAUAUCGUGAAAGCGAACAGACUUUCAUUGCCCAGUAAAUUGAAGCAAACAUCAUCUUCAACUGGGUCGCCAGCGAGUCCAAGCGGUUCAGGUAUAGCGAAACGGGUAAAAUCACCGUACAAUCCCAGCGCUCGGUCACUUUCGACCCGGUCUAGAAUAAAACGCCUCAGUAAAUAAAGGUAACAUAAUAAUAACAAAAGUUAUGAGAAAAUUUGAAUUAGGGCCAGUGUAUCUGCCUUAAAUGCGGUUGAAACGCACUUUAUUAUACUUGCAUUCCUUGUUUAAUUCAAUUCAAUCAUUUCUCACUCUUAGGCACAUUUGGUAAGAAAAUCGAAACCGCGUUUUAUUGUGUAAAGUAGAAGUCGCGCAAAAUCGAUUUCUUUAUGUUUAUUUAUGUAUACUCCAAUUUAACAGUGAAAACUAUUUUCAAAGUAAUCCCAAUGAAUUUUCACUAUCAAAAACGAUGGGUAGUUAACCUUGCCCUAAUAUUAUUUAUACUAACUAACAAAUUUUCCAAUCAUUAUGUUUACCCCACCUGCGUUUCAUCUCAUAAUAAUGAUUUUAGUUCUAAAUUUUUAUUUUUCUUCUGCAGUUGUAUCUUCAUAUUUCAAGAAGUAUACUUCGCAAAUAUGCUCUGAACAUUUGAGGUACUUGAAGACAUCUAUACCUUUGAGAUAUUUUUCUAUGGAUAUUCGAUCAUUUUUUCUUCCGAAACAAUUAUCAUUUUAUUAUAUAACGUUAGUCCAUCACUUCAUAAAGAUGACAUUUUGAAAUCUUCAUAAUUACACCAAUAGUAAUUGAAUAUUCGAUUAUCCCUAAAUAAUGCUUAAAGUAAAUAACAAUACGAUAAAUGUGUCAUUUUUCUAGUUCUUUGUCUAUUUUCCUCUUUUUCUUUCUGAUAACAGCAUUUUAAACUUCUCAAACUCUACUUGUCAAAUCCAAUAAAUGGAAAAAAAAAUUCACUUGCUUGUUGCAAGUAUCUUUUAGUUUUACUAUAUUUUUGGCAGUUUAGUGUUUGUUACAUCAUAACUUUAGGAACAACUUGAUAGGUGAAAUAUAAAGAUGGUGCAGAUGAUCAGGAGGCUACAGAUCAAUUCUGUUCAAACUACUUUUGUGUUUGAA
Messenger RNA from Diprion similis, 3527 nucleotides. RefSeq lists its product as uncharacterized. The coding region runs from base 156 to 2582 and encodes 808 amino acids. The record is from RefSeq and is a predicted model, not a curated record. Gene Ontology annotation, biological process: protein dephosphorylation. The transcript is spliced from 5 exons. Gene Ontology annotation, cellular component: nucleus; cytosol. Gene Ontology annotation, molecular function: mitogen-activated protein kinase binding; cation binding; protein serine/threonine phosphatase activity. NCBI's taxonomy places the organism in Eukaryota, Metazoa, Arthropoda, Insecta, Hymenoptera, Diprionidae.